This is a messenger RNA of Metopolophium dirhodum (rose-grain aphid), 2653 nucleotides long. RefSeq lists its product as uncharacterized. Lineage: Eukaryota; Metazoa; Arthropoda; Insecta; Hemiptera; Aphididae. The transcript is spliced from 12 exons. The record is from RefSeq and is a predicted model, not a curated record. Bases 584 to 2359 code for a protein of 591 amino acids.
CUGUGCGAUCGGUGCAAUAUUAAAAUAUCAUACGUUUGAUAAGGGAAAAACAUGUGCACUAAAACGUCUAUAAUAUGAAACUGAAUAUUUUUGUAUUUUGUGUACGAUAGUAUUAUUAAUAUACCAUGUUGGUUCUUACAAGUCGCAUCGCAAGUAAUAUAAUAUAACAAUAAUAAUGAAUUAAUGCAAGUAUAGUUAUAGAUGUAUGAUAUUACGUUUAGUGAUUGCUGUUAUUUUAUCGUCACGUACAAUUCACCUCCUACCCAUUUACCACCAUUUGCCUCCGUAUUUGCAUUUAUCUUGCCAGUUCUGUUUUGACGUUACACAGCAAAACGUUACCUAACAAUGUCAAUCGCCGACGACGGUUGUCAGUGAUUUGAAUUCAAUCAUAGUCGACGGCAGUCGUGUUCCUAUGGCCAAACACCACUAUUAAAUGUAUCUUUCCUGCCGUGGCUGUUGAUGUCUUGAUUAUCUACGACUUGCUCAUCUGUCAACUGCCAAAUACUGUAGUAUUGCGGUGUGCGGACACGCUACACAAAUUUAAGAUUUGAUACCAAAUUUGUUGAAUUUGAUCCGUCCGGCAAUGGCUGGAAUUGUAACAAUAUUUGACAAAGAACUUACACUAGCAGAAUGUGUUGCCUAUCUAAAAUUUGAAAAUUAUGGCUGGCAGACUUUGUACAAAAAUUAUAUGUCAAAUGUUAUUAAAGCACUUGAUAUUCAUAGUGAUAUAAGCCGUUUGUAUUUGCUUAUCAAACUUGAUGUUACAACGAAUAACCUCGAUGCAACUCUUUUUAAAAUACAAUAUGAAGACAAAUUAAUCAUAUCUCCUGACGCAGUACAAUUGACUAAAAAUUUAAAAGAUAUUAUACCAGAUGCCGACCCAAUUUACUUGGAUAUAGUCGGAGAAUUUUAUGCCAAUAAUGACAAUAAACUAUAUGAAUUCAUUGAUCAAAUUACUACAAAUAAAAGAAACUAUCCUAGAUUAAAAGAGUACAAUGAACACGUUAAUCAUUUGGCUAUUGUUAAGAAUUUAAGAAACGGUUUCACAGUUCAAGAGUUUUUAAAGAUGUGUCCUGAUCCAGUUAAUUACUUCAAAAAUAUAAAAUUGAAUUCAAUGUCCACACAUUAUAAUGAAUCACUGUCUUAUUUAAGUGAAAGGUAUAAUCUUGUUUCAAUGGCAAAGCUUCGCACUGAGUUGCUUAAACAAAAAUACAAUUUAACAAAUACUGUUGAAUCUUUACUAGCUGAUCCUACACCAGUUUAUUUAAAGAAUAAAAGAAAAUCAUUCGGUAGUCGUCAACUAGUCAAUUACAAGACAACAGAAAAUAUUGAAUUUUUAAAAGAAAUAGCAUACCUUGAUCAUAAAGAUGAAAUUCUGAAUCAUAUAGAGUCUGUAAAAACUGUACAUAGAAUUCAAGUUGAACAAGCUAAGUCUAUUGGCAAGUUAAACACUUGUGGAUGCUGUUUCGAUAAUGAACUAUUAACCAGUGAAGUUUUUUCCUGUCCAGCUGGACAUAUAUUUUGUUCAGCAUGUAUAAAAAAAGGGACAGAAGUUGCAGUUGGUGGAAGUAAAGUAGAUAUUAAAUGCUUUGCUGAUUGUGGUGAAGAAUUUAAUUUAACAAUGAUAAAAAGUAUUGUUGAUGACAAACUAUAUCAACGUAUAAUGAGGUUGAAGCAAGCACAAGAAAUUAAAGCAGCCGACAUUGAAGGACUUGAAACAUGUGCAUUUUGUGAUUACUCUGUUAUUUUGUCUCCUGAUCUCAAAAUUAUUAACUGCUUGAAUCCUGAAUGCAAAAAAGAAACUUGCAGGCAAUGUCGGGAAGAAAGUCAUUUCCCAUACAGAUGUGAUCAAAUAGAAAAAGCUCCAGAAGUAGAAGUUAGAACCAUGAUUGAAAACAAAAUGACUGAAGUACUCAUAAGAAUUUGUUAUCAUUGCAAACGUAAGUUUGUUAAAGAAGAUGGAUGCAACAAAAUGACUUGCAGCUGUGGUAAACAAAUGUGCUACAUCUGUAGGCAGCCAGUCGACUCUAAUUAUGGCCAUUUUUACCACCAAGCAGUGAUGGAAAAUAAGUGCCCGUUAUACACAGAUGAAAAUAUUGUACAUACUACUGCUGUAGAAGCUGCUGCUAGAUUAAUAAUAAAUGAACUGAAAAUAAAGAAACCGGAUUUGUUAAGAAAUAUUGAUUUAAAUAAGAUUUUGCCAGCCUUAAAAAAAUCAAAUAACUCUCCAAACAUUCAGGAAUCUGCUUUAGAUAUAAAUAAAGUAGUUGCUACAGUCAUUGGUCAAAAUGUAGAAGAUAUUAAUAAUCUCAAAGAUAUGAGAUCAUUGGAACCUAAAGUUAAAAAACGAAGAUAUUAAAUUGCAUUUUAUCAACAGAUUUGAAAUUGCAAAUUCUUAUAAAUGUUAUUGAUUACAAGUGUAAUUUUGAGAUCAGUGUUCUUAAUUUUUAUUUUCAUACUACCAAGUUAAUUGUGUUAUUUAUUUUUUAAUUAUGUCAUAGUCAUUCCUUAUAAUAUAUAAUAUAGUUAAAAGAAAAAUAUUUGUAUGUAAUGUAAUCAAAUUUAAUUGGAUGUAUUAAUAGAAUAAAAAUAUCAUUACAUUUACGAUUUACUAUCUUAAACUAUCAAUAAAAUUUUUUAUUCUUUUACCGGU